AUGACUCGCAAUGCAUCUUCCCCGCCUUUUGCCAUUCGCAGCCACCAACCUGGUGACAUGGGCUACAUAACCUAUAGACACGGUGCAGUCUAUGCGAAAGAAUACGGCUUCAACCAUCGUUUCGAAUCUCUCAUUUCGAGAAUUACCGCCGACUUCCUCGACAACUUCAAACCCGACCUAGAAGGCUGUUGGAUUGCUGAAAAAGACGGGUCGUUCCUUGGUUGCAUCAUGCUGGUGCAAGACAAAAAGCCAAAAACUGCAAAGCUACGAUUGCUAUUGGUGGAUGAAAGCGCAAGAGGCCUUGGUGUUGGGACAGCCCUGAUUCAGAAAUGCAUCGAUUUCGCGAGAGAAGCGGGGUAUCAACAUAUCGAUCUCUGGACGCAGAGCAUUUUGGAGGGUGCACGGCGAUUGUAUAAAAAGGCAGGAUUCGAAAUGAUUGAGACGCAGAAUCACAAUGAUUGGGGCGUUGAAUUGACGGGGGAAUUCUGGACGCUAGCGCUAUGA
This is a messenger RNA of Fusarium fujikuroi IMI 58289, 504 nucleotides long. RefSeq names its product related to GNAT family N-acetyltransferase. Gene Ontology annotation, molecular function: N-acetyltransferase activity. The coding region runs from base 1 to 504 and encodes 167 amino acids. The transcript has a single exon. The record is from RefSeq and is a predicted model, not a curated record. Lineage: Eukaryota; Fungi; Ascomycota; Sordariomycetes; Hypocreales; Nectriaceae.